AGUGCGUUCCGAUCGUAAGUACGAUAAACCGUAAGCUCUUGGAAAAAGAUAGGCGUAAAGUAGACGUUCCUUAAACGCAUCAUACUGCAAGGAAUCCCUUAACGUUGCAUCCAGUGCAACGCGAUUCGAAUCGUGAUUGGUGCCUUUGUUUUUUCCCCCUAGUGUGCACAAGAAGUAUUCUUUUUACCAAGGACGACGGGCCAUUGUUGUGUCUCCUUCCGUUCAUCGUCGUAAUCGUUCUGUGUUUCGGAUUAUUUUUUGGUUGUAUUGGUUAUAAGUAUCAUUGUCGUCGGUUGUUGCUCGUGAAAAAAAAAGUAAAAAAAGAGAGAAUAAUUAUUCUUUCUCUCUCGUUUUUCCUCAUAAGAGAAAUUCAAGAUCACCAUAAAGCUACAGACACGCAACAAGGGACCCAAUUAAGGAGGAUCAUCAUUCGUGUUACGCGAAUACUAACAAAUAUUGUCGUCAUCUUGUUGAAAGGAUUUUCAUGAAAAUUCUAAAGAAAAAGGGGAGGGAAGGAAACGAAUAUCGAAGAAAUUUAAAAAAGGAAUUAAAGAAGUGGGAGAUCUUAACAAGCCUAUAUAACUUUUCAUUCUCGAUAUCAGAGAUAACGUUACGAGAAAAUAAUUAAUCUGCAUAGCAAACAAACGACGUUUCGCACAUAUAUUCCUCUAUCUUUCUCUUUGAUUUUUUUCUCAUACUAUUUGUCAUAGUCAUCAGUAGAAGUAGUAGCAGCAACAGCAGUAACAACAGCAUUAGCAAACAGGUACCAGUGAAACGAUACGGAUUUGCAAAAGGAAAAUAUAAUAAAAUAAAAGAAUAAUUAAACCGAACAAGUUGAAAUACGCGGAGGACUUCCAUAAUAUAUAGAACAGAGUCGUAUUUUGCUCAUCAACACUGAGUGAUUCCAAUUGACGAUCGUCUCGACCCUCGGGCUCUCGUCUUAUUGGUCAGCCUUUUAAUACGUUACGUUACCAUUGGAGAUCUGUUCUUUUCGAACAAACGAACGAACAAACGACGACGGUUACAACACUCAUUCGAAAACUCUCCUCGUAGACAGUAUCAUCAGAAUCGUUCAUCAAAUCUAAGUGAUCGAUAUCAUUCUUAUUUCUAUCUAUAAAAAAAGAAACAAGAAAAAGGAUUUAUCUUUUAAGUAUUUCUAAAAAAAUACGAAGUUAUAUUAGUGACAAAAUUAAAUCAACAAAAUUCUGUUGACUGUGUUGUCUGCUGUUGUUGUCACCUAAAUACCAAUAAUAAUAAUAAUAAUAAUAAUAAUAUCGACUGAAUGGCUAUCUACUGGCUCCUGCUUUUUGAAAGACUUUGAUAGUUUUUUUUUUUAUAUAAUAUAAAAGGACAACAAAGAAAUAAUAAUAAUUUAAAGAAAGGAAAGAAAAUCCGAAAGAAAAUUCUCAACUUGCUACGUGAAGAAGAAAAUAGGAUCUUAUUAUUAUCAAUCGUAAUUUGUGGAAAGGAUUGAUCUGACGAGUGUCAGUGGGGUGGUGUCGUCAAAAAAAUACGGGAGAACAUUUUUUCGAUCCCAUUUCGAGAGAGACAGAAAAAAAGAGAUAGUUUCCAUUGGUUUUGGUUGUUUUUCUCGUCACCGUAAUGGAGCGAAGAAUUUUGAAAAUGUGGUGAUAACGUGAGGAGGCCUUUGACAAACAAGACACUAUCCAAUGUGUGAGCAAUAGUCGUUAGAUAAAACUAAAAAAAAAAAAAAAGAAUAAAAAGAAGAAGAAGAACUAUAUAAUAGGAACUAUCGUCGUUUGUCUUCUUUUUGUCGGAGAUAUUAUUCUUGCAAGAUUAAUCAUAAUAAUAAUAAAGAUAAUAAUCAAAGAGUAAAAUAAAAAAAAAAGAAAAAGAAAAAAAGAUAAAGAGGAAUAUAAAAAAGAAAAGAAAAGAAAAAGAAAAAUAAAUCUGUGUUAAUACUGCGUGAAUAAUAAUAAAACAAAGAUUAUAGAUAAAAUAAAAGGAAAUACAAAUUGAAGAGAAGACAAGAGAAAAGAACAGAAAAAGAAAACCCAAAAAUAGAUAAAAAAGAACUUAAGCAGAAACAAGAUGCAUUGCACCCAAGGUGUGGCAAUGGUAUUCGAAGACGCGUUCGUCGUCUUUUCACGUUUUUUGUCGCUCAAGUCGCGGGGCUGCGCACUUUUGGAAACACAUCGGCAGCGUGAGACAACCGGCAUCAAGAAAUUGUACAACAGCUUCUUCGUGAUGUUCUAAGGGAAAGUUAUUAAUUUUCUUGAAAAUAUAAUAAUACUCGUAGCACACACAAACAUCAACAAAUUCACCAUCACCACCAUCACCACCAUUAAAAGUUUUUCAAGUUUGUCGGGUGAUGCGUUUUCGUUCGCUUCCAAAGGAGUGUCCUAAGACCCGGAGGAAGAAAAAAAAUCAAAGAUACUCGAAAUGAUAAACGAAAGUUAAAUGAAAUACUCGAUGUAAUUAAAGUUGUAAGUAACUUUUGAUCGAACGUAAAAAGACAGGAAAGAAAUAGAGAGAUGCGACUUGGAUUAAUAAUCGCAAACACUAUAUCAAAAUUCAUCUUCCUGGCCCCUCACCCCUCGUUCGCAAUAAAUAUCUUUAUGAUAAUAAUCGAUUAUGUUGAUUAAAAUAAAAUACAACAAGACCACCAACGGAUUUAUGCAUUUUCUUCCGACUUAAGUCUUAUUAUUAUUAUUAUUAUUCUUCAUUCAACUAAGUUUAUUAUAUAUCCUAGAGGAUAAGCUAGAUAAAAUCUGAAAUCCCCGGGUUACAUUAUCACAGUAGCAUUGAUUUAAUAAUCCCUGAGACUGCUUAAUGGAGCUCCAAAUCAUAAUGGAUGGCGGUACGGAAACCCUGAACGAAGCCAUGUGGUUUACCGGUACUCCAUCACCGUCUUACGAACAAUUAUCAUCGCCUAAUCACCCAAAUAGAUGCGAUGGAGGAAUCGUUGCUCAACAAACAUCAGUCGGUUAUAAUGAUUCACGGGAUACCACAUUGUGGCAAGAUAAGCAAAACGCGAUGAAAAAUUGUUCGGAUGAGGGUGAUCAAAUAGACUCGAACAACGUAACACCACGUCGUCACGUGACAUCGUCUUCCGAGCAAACUAACAAUCGUCCAUCUCAGCAUAACAAUUUAAAACGUCGAGCUGCUGUUGCUGUUGCUGCUGGUGCUACCGAGGAGUCUGCUGUUGCUGGUGUACAGCACGUUUCUGAGCUCGAUAGGAAACAUGCUAGAAGAGACGGAUCUAUCGGAAGCAAUGGUUCCGGUCAAGGUUGGUCCACACAGGUGGAAGAACUCGCAGAACAUCUGGCUGACUUUGAUGGAUCAUUAUCCGCACUUGCUGCUUCGGAUCUGGCUACUGCUGUUGCCUCCUAUAACAUGAGCGAAGCUUUACUCGCCUUUCCAUCGGUCUUCAAACAGGAAGCACCGUCACCGGAAAAUCAACACAACAAUUCGAAUUUAAAUCACGUGACUCAGAGAGCAAUAAACGCAGGAGGAGGACCAGCUACGAACAAUGUUGCGAACAACAACAACGUCGGUGCAAUCAAAACGGAUAACAACAGCAACAAUGGACAAACAACAUCAGCAGAAGCAGCUGCUAGUCUUCAUCAAUUGCUUUAUUCGAGUAACGAGGAAUAUCCGGCGACUUCGACCUCCGGAAAUCACGUUUCUUCAUCCUCCCAACAAGGGAACGAAUUUAACGAGGAUUGUCGAUUCCAAUACGUUUUGGCAGCGGCUACUAGCAUUGCAACGAAGGUUAACGAGGAAACGCUUACUUAUUUAAACCAAGGUCAGUCGUAUGAAGUCAAAUUGAAGAAACUAGGGGAUCUAUCAGCCUAUCGUGGAAGAAUUUUGAAGGGACAUACAAACUUUCUGUUUCAGUCGACAAUUCGUAUUUGUUUCCACGAGAGGCGCCUUCAAUACACCGAGCGUGAACAAAUGCUCGCCUGGCAACGUGCUAGACCAGGUGAAAGAUUACUCGAGGUAGACGUACCACUUAGUUAUGGUAUGGUAGACGUUUGUCAACCAUCUCCGUCCAGUAAUAGUGUUGAAUUCAUGUGGGAUCCUACCAAAGAGGUUGGCGUUUACAUCAAGGUUAAUUGUAUUAGCACGGAAUUUACACCAAAGAAACACGGUGGCGAGAAAGGUGUACCAUUUCGAAUUCAAGUUGAAACACGAUUACCGGGUGGUCCCAGGUUGCAUGCCGCCUCUUGCCAAGUCAAAGUUUUUAAAUUAAAGGGAGCCGAUCGUAAACACAAACAGGAUCGCGAUAAAAUUCUACGACGACCACCCCACGAACAGGACAAAUAUCAACCUGGUUACGAUUGCACUAUUUUAUCCGACAUUCCAUUAGAAGCCCUAUCGUCAUCGUCGUCGUCAUCGUCGUCGUCGUCAAAUUUGAUAAUGCAAAAUGGAACAAGUCCCUAUUCGUCGACCGAGGCAAUAUCACCACAAACUCGAGCCAGCGUAGGUGGAGAUGCAUCACCAAUUAGAGCACCCUCGGCCAUAUCAGUUUCCGCAUUCGAUGGUGUUGUCCCUUUGGUAGCAGCGACGGAUGCUGCUAAAGAAAACGUUGGGACAACUGCACCGGCUCUUCCAUCACCAGCUGCUGCAGCCGCCAUUUUGCCGGAUCAAUCUUGCAUCGUUGAGAACGAAAAUGUUGUUGGUUUUACUAGAAAAAUUACAACUAAUUCUCCGAAGCAACAAUUGGAAUCUAUGAAAAUUGGAACAUCUUAUUUCACCGAAUUGGCACCUGACGCAAACACUGCACAAACCAGUGCGUGGCUCAGGGCAAACAGAUUCAACGCAUUCGAAUCAACAUUCGCUAACUUCUCAGCUUCCGACAUUCUACGGCUUUCAAGAGACGAUUUGAUACAAAUUUGUGGUCUUGCCGAUGGAAUACGAUUGUUCAAUGCUUUACACUCUAAACCACCUACGCCAAAGCUCACCCUUUAUUUUUCCGUGGAAGGUAACGGGUUACUUUGGAGAGUAGCUUAUCUCGAUAAUUUAACCAGCAACGCUUUAACGAACAAAUUGAUGAAUACUUUGAGCCUACCUCAGGAUCGUUUGCAUUCCGUGCUUUUUCUUGGUCCUCAAGGAAUUCAUGUUUUGGUUACCGACGAAUUGGUUGCCAAUAUGAAGGACGAUAGCAUGUACUUUGUGGAAACUAUCAAAGAUACAACCAGCGAUCGGUACAAAUUACUCUUGAAAUCAUCGUCACGUUGAACAUCACGUUUGUUUUAGUAUACUUAUCGAUCUUAUAAAUCAUUACAAGUAAAUAAUCAAAUGUGUGUGUGUGUGUGUGUGUGGGACGGGGGGAGGGCACGUUAAUGCUUCGAUUCUAAUUACUCUUCGUGCAAUAUAGUUUAUAUUUAUAGAUAUAUUGUUGUACGAAAAAUAUGGGAGUGGGGGGGAAGGAAUAAUUCGAGAUAAAUUUGUAAUCGGCAAAUUUAAAUAUUCUGCGGAAAAAAAUAAUGCACGAGAGGGAAUCAUCUGUCUUUCUUUCUUUCUUUUUUUUUUUUUUUUUCAUUUUUUUUCUCAAUAAUUUAUUAUGUGUUGCAGUUAAUUUCGGUGUCUUCUUGAUAUUAAAUUCGUUGCAUAAAAAUCGGCCAUCUUUUUUUUUUUUUGUUUGGUUUUCAUCAAGAAAUUCAGCAGUUGCCUGAAAGAUGAACCCCGAAAGUAAUCGAAAAUAAUGGGAGAGACUAUUUCGAAAAAUAAUAGAAAGGUUUGUGAUUACUUUAUGAAUAAUUAUUAAAUUUGUUUAAUAUUAAAUGGGCAUAGAAUUAAUUGCUGCAUUUAAUAUACAGCGUUAAUUUCGUUGUUGCAUAUUUUCGUAAUUAUCAAUCGUCAUUAGGAAUACGAUUUACAAUCAAAUUCUCUCAUCUUAUAUUACACACACAUCGAUAAAUAAUAUUUUGCAUUAAAAUAAGUCACACACACGAUUUUCUAUCUUUUGUGACAAUAAUUAACGACAAUACGGAGAAAAAUUGUGCUCGAGAGUCUUUUUCAAGCGAAUUUGUUGUUGUUUGUUUGUUUGUUUUUUUUUUCUUAUUUGCCAUAUUAAUUUAUAUCAUUGAGAUUAUUUAGAAAAUAAUGUGGAGGAUCUCUCGAAAAUAAUAUAUAUAGGUGCCAGAAAUUCAAAUGAUUGGUCUCAUAAUAGAAAUAAUAAUCUUGUUUAAUUUAUAAUUUUAUUAGAGUUUAUUUGCUUGUUUCUUUCGAUAAAAGAAAAAGAACACAAAAUUUACAUAUAUUAUUAUUAUUAAAAAUGUUGUAUUUUUUCGAUUGCAUCAGAUUUUUUAUUUAUUAUCAAAGUUAACUAUUAUUAUAAAUUUAAUUAGACACUGAUUCUUUUUAAUAAAACCAUCAAAUUCUAAAUACCAAUGAGUAAUAAGAAAAAAAAAAA
This is a messenger RNA of Polistes canadensis, 6382 nucleotides long. It is a transcript of the gene gem, whose product is annotated as transcription factor CP2-like protein 1. Gene Ontology annotation, molecular function: DNA-binding transcription activator activity, RNA polymerase II-specific; RNA polymerase II cis-regulatory region sequence-specific DNA binding. Bases 2794 to 5205 code for a protein of 803 amino acids. NCBI's taxonomy places the organism in Eukaryota, Metazoa, Arthropoda, Insecta, Hymenoptera, Vespidae. Gene Ontology annotation, cellular component: nucleus. The transcript is spliced from 13 exons. The record is from RefSeq and is a predicted model, not a curated record. Gene Ontology annotation, biological process: regulation of transcription by RNA polymerase II.